UUUCGUAUUCAUGUGAAUCCAGCUUUACGUGAUCAAUCCUAACCUAAAUAAAUGUUGUUUACAAUAAUACGAGGCAGGUUAUGCUCUCUUGAAAAUGUACGCCGAACAAAUAAAGCAGUUACAAAGUCAUUUUAAAUCGCACAGUAAAUCUAAGGAAUAUACCGGGCACACCGCCAAAGUUCACUCGGUAGGCUGGAGCUGUGAUGGUAAACGACUGGCUUCGGGCUCCUACGAUAAGUCAGUUUCGAUUUACACCUUAGACAAAGACCUACUUAACAAGGAAACAACAUUUAAGGGACACGGAGGCUCGGUCGACCAGCUUUGCUGGCACAAGACGCAUUCGGACCUUCUCAGUACGGCGAGCGGCGAUAAAUCGGUUCGAAUUUGGGACAUACGAGUGCAAAAAUGCGUGGCCACCAUCAAUACGAAAGGCGAGAAUAUAAAUAUAACGUGGGCGCCGGACGGCGAGACAAUCGCAGUUGGUAAUAAAGAGGACUUGGUCACCUUCGUUGAUGCGAGGACUCACAAAAUUAAGAGCGAGGAGCAGUACAAUUUUGAGGUUAACGAGAUCUCCUGGAACAACACAAGCGAGUUCUUCUACUUGACUAACGGUCAGGGAUGCAUUCACAUUUUGAGUUAUCCCGAUUUGGAAGUACAGCACGUUUUAAAAGCGCACCCUGCCACUUGUAUUUGCAUAGAGUUUGAUCCCACGGGCAAAUACUUCGCGACCGGCAGUGCCGAUGCCUUAGUCUCGCUGUGGGAUGUCGACGAAUUGGCCUGCUUACGGGUUUUUACCAGAAUGGAGUGGCCUGUACGUACCAUAUCCUUCAGUCACGACGGACAGCUGCUCGCGUCUGCUUCAGAGGAUUUAUUAAUUGACAUAGCGUUCGUGGAAAGCGGUGAUAAGAUUGCCGAUAUCACGGUGGAAGCUGCGACGUUUACAGUAGCUUGGCAUCCAUCUCGUCAUCUCCUUGCGUACGCGUGUGACGAUAAAGACACUUAUGAUCGCAAACGUGAUGCGGGCAAUUUGAAAGUGUGGGGUUUUCAAGUGGACUAGUAUUAAAGCACAUAUUUUUAUAUACAUUUUGCAUUAAACUGUAAUUACAAUAAGUAUUUUUUGAUUAAUAA
Molecule: messenger RNA, 1128 nt
Organism: Photinus pyralis (common eastern firefly)
Lineage: Eukaryota; Metazoa; Arthropoda; Insecta; Coleoptera; Lampyridae
Gene: tex
Product: THO complex subunit 3
Exons: 4
Coding region: 95-1057 (320 amino acids)
Biological process (GO): mRNA export from nucleus
Cellular component (GO): THO complex part of transcription export complex
Molecular function (GO): protein binding
Source: RefSeq, a predicted model, not a curated record